Molecule: messenger RNA, 2220 nt
Organism: Hypoxylon fragiforme
Lineage: Eukaryota; Fungi; Ascomycota; Sordariomycetes; Xylariales; Hypoxylaceae
Product: FAD/NAD(P)-binding domain-containing protein
Exons: 2
Coding region: 404-1747 (447 amino acids)
Molecular function (GO): FAD binding
Source: RefSeq, a predicted model, not a curated record
UCUAUCUAAAAUGAUGCAUGACUACUUUUCAGCUGUCCACCUACCUACUAUAUAAUACUACUUAAGUCUAUACUAUGAGCUUUAAACCGGCUGAAGCCGGGACGUUACACCCAAUACACUAAUGCGAGAGCCGCUGUGGGAUUGAAAAGUGCCUGAUCCUACCUAGUACACGAGAAAAAAGUAAAAGUCAAUAAAUGCCUGUUUAGGAUGUGAAAUUCUUCAGCUUUACCUACAUGUGAUAUUCGCAUAUCCGUGGGGUCUCAAUCCUCGUCAUCGUCAUGGCUUUAUAUCUGGCUAAACGUGUGAAGUUUUCACUGAUUAUACCCUCUUGGAAAACAUGAGGCGGAUUAGAUUAUUGCAGAAUCCAAUAUGAGUUUCGUGACAUCAAAGACAAUUCUGCAUCAUGCCGAAGUCUACACGAUCAUUCAAAGUGAUCAUUGUCGGUGGUAGUAUAGUCGGGCUAAUCACCGCACUAGCUCUGGAGAAAGCUGGCAUCGACUAUGUCGUGUUAGAGAGGGGUGAGAUUGCACCGCACCUAGGUGCCUCCAUAUCCAUCUUCCCACACACCCAACGGGUGAUGGAGCAACUUGGCAUAUGGGAAGAAAUCAGGGCUGGCAUCAUUCCGCUGAAAGACCGAUAUCAUUACGAUCAAUAUGGGCAAUUAUUGGAGAGUUCUGCCGUUUUGCGGGAGAUAUCGAAGAUGUCACUCAACAGGUUCACCUCGUUCAUGGAACGUAGAUUCUGGCUGAAUUGCAUCUACAAUGGGAUCCAGAACAAGCCCAAAGUCUUACCUCACACCAGCGUGACUUCAUUCCGUGAAACAGAAGACGGCGUUGAAGUAACGACCAAGGAGGGCAAAAUCAUCCAGGGAGACAUACUCCUCGGAGCCGAUGGCAUCAACAGCACCAUAAGGAAUCUCAUGGCAUCCCACAUUGCAAGAACGGACGCCACGACAUCAGAAGAGAUGCGUUCUGGCUUCACAGCCGACUAUCGCUGCGUUUUCGGAACAUCCCGGAACUACAGCCCGAGUGAUAAGGACAAGCCGCUUCUGCCAGGGGGCAUGUGCCAUAACGUCUACUACCGCGGCUUCUCCGGCGCUUCCGCUGCCGGCGCGGAGGAUCUCAUCUUCUGGUUCCUGUUCGUGAAGAGCGAUCACGCUACCAAAACUCCCAACACCCCGCGGUACACGGAGGAAGAGUCCGAGGCUACCAUCAACAAGUAUGGUGGCUACGCCGUCGGCCCGGGUUACACUUUCAAGGAUCUAUGGGAAAGCCGAGUGAGGGCGGCCAUGGUGCCGCUUGAAGAGGGCGUGCUGAAGCCGAAGUGGAACACGGGUGGCAGAGUGGCGCUCAUGGGCGACGCGGUGCACAAAUCCACCGUCAACCCCGGGCUCGGUGGCAACUUGGCGGUGGAAGGCAUCGUCCAUCUAAUGAACGAACUAGUCCCCCUAGUACGAAAGUGCGAAUCGGACGGCGGAAGGAAGCCAACGAAGAGCGAGCUUGUUGCGGUCUUCGAUCGGUACGAGGUGAAACAGCGACCGCAUGCCAACUUCAUCGUUGCGUUCUCGGCAUACGUUAAGAAGUACGAUGCUAUGGAAACGUGGUGGUUGAGGGUUCUGCUCCGUGUGUCGCCGUGGAUCAGUGAUAAGUACAAGGCGGGCCGCCUCGUUAGCUAUAUGAAUGAGGCGCCAUGGUUGAACUUUUUGCCUAACCCGGAUGAGAAGGGGAAGGCUAAUGGUACACAGUAAACCAUUAGAUGGACUAGAUGAAUGAACGAGAGUAAUAUAAUGAGUACUAGGUAAUUGGGUACCUACAUAGGUAGGUAUGCAGUCAGUAAUGUUUAAGUACAUAUAAUGAGACACCCCUUCAUUUAUCUACACGGGUCAGUUGUAGGUACCGAGGGAUCUAUUAUCUCCUACCGUCAAUGACCUCCAAUAAAUCCGUAACCUAGGUACCUAGGUAGGCAAAUGAUAUUUGCAGCAAAUUACAUUACCUAUUAUCACCACGCUGCAUCCUAUCCAACCUCAAUUACCUGAUCAUAAGCCCCUUACUACCCACCCCCCAUUUCAAAACCCCUUUCACAGUUUCGCCCCCGUCCCUCUCCUCUCCGGCAGCGCCGUCGCCCUCCACAGCCCAACAACCCCCUCCCCCGAAUCACCCAAAAACGGAUCCCUCUCCGGCCGCGGCACAUCCCACGAAGCCCUGAAAUCCCCCACAUCAU